AUGCUACCCAAACGCUAUCCCAUUGAUGGCUCCGAGGGCUACCCCCGGACCACACCGAUGAAGCUCAUCGUCUGCGGAUUUCCGCGAACCGGUACAAUGAGUACGAUGACCCCGUUGCCUCCUUCGCUACACUUAAACCCUAUGCUCGGCUUCAACCGCACACAUCACAUGAUCCACGUCGUCAUGGACCCCGAGGGCUGCGAAAUGGCCGAGUGGACGCGCGCGCUCGACGCCAAGAACCGGGGCGACAGCGGCAGCUUCACCAAGCGCGACUGGGACCGGCUGCUGGGGGACUGCCAGGCGUGCAUCGACUACCCGUCGGCGCUCUUCGCGGCGGACCUGGCGCAGCUGUACCCCGACGCCAAGGUGGUCAUGGUCAACCGCGACCCGGACAAGUGGUACGAGAGCGUGAGCGAGACGGUGGCGGCCAUCCACACGCGGCCGGGCCUGGUGCGCAAGGCGCAGCGGCUGUGGUGCUGGCUGCUGAGCGCGCGCACGCGCGAGGGCGCCGCGUUUUGGCGCGCCAUUGGCGUCGCCGAGGGCAACUACAACCACUUUACGGAAAAGGACAAGGCGAUUGCCUUUAUGCUGCGCACCUACGACGAGUGCCGCGCCGUCGUCGACGAGCACCGCCGCAUCGAGUGGUCCGUCCAGGACGGCUGGGAGCCGCUGUGCCGCCACCUCGGCGUCGACGUGCCGCUCGUCCAGGACCCCGUCACGGGGAACAUGGUGACGGCCCCGUUUCCACGCAUCAACGACCGCGCCAUGUUCCAGCAGAACGUGGAGCGCGGCGCCGCCCGCAUGCUCGCCGAGGCUAACGAGGUGCUCUUUGGCCUCCUGGGGAGGGGCGCCGUGCUCGGUGCGGUGGGAUACGGCGCGUGGACGCUCUGGAAGAUGGCCGCAGCCGCGCGGCGAUAG
This is a messenger RNA of Cordyceps militaris CM01, 918 nucleotides long. RefSeq lists its product as uncharacterized. The transcript has 2 exons. NCBI's taxonomy places the organism in Eukaryota, Fungi, Ascomycota, Sordariomycetes, Hypocreales, Cordycipitaceae. The record is from RefSeq and is a predicted model, not a curated record. Bases 1 to 918 code for a protein of 305 amino acids.